UGAAACAAGCCGUCGAGAGCAGCUGCCUAGAUUCUGUAACUUUUCUUUUUUUUGUGUGUGGUACAUUUAGUAGCUUUAGUGGUAGGAGUUUUUUUCCUUCUGGGGAUGGAACAAACAUCUAUGGCACUUCCUCAGACGGAUCAUUCCUAAACACGAAACCAACACACAAGCGCCCUAGUGAGUUGUUGAUCUGGUACAGCUGUAAUUGCCUCGAUCUCAAACUGCUGGACAGGAGCUGAGAGCAGGUUACACAUAACCAAAUAUGCGCGUAAUUGGAGUGCACUGGCGAGGCUCCCCUUGCACCCAAACCGAGAAAACGUUGUCGUGAUGUUUAAUACUUCGGGAAUUGAGCUCACUCUUAACAAGAACGAGGAUAUUUCCGAAGUUAUCAAUGGCACUUUGCAGAUUCUGUACAACGUCCUCGUCACUAUCAGUCCCACAACCAUGUGGAACGAGUCUUGCGGGGAGCAGCUGCUGGAUUUCGGGCGCCCGGAAAAGAUCAUUAUUGGGGUAAUGUUGGCCAUCAUCACGGCGGUUACCGUGAUGGGAAACACGCUGGUGGUGAUCGCGGUAUGCGUGGUAAAGAAACUGAGGCAACCUUCAAACUAUCUUCUGGUAUCUCUAGCAGUGGCGGACCUGUCUGUGGCCAUAGUUGUGAUGCCGUUUGCGAUAGUAACGGACCUCACCGGGGGCAAGUGGCUGUUUGGACAGAUGUUCUGCAACAUCUUCAUCGGCAUGGAUGUAAUGUGCUGCACUGCCUCCAUCAUGACCCUGUGUGUGAUCAGCGUCGAUAGAUAUCUGGGGAUCACACGGCCCCUCACCUACCCAGCACGGCAGAACGGUCAGCUGAUGGCAAAGAUGAUAUUGGGAGUGUGGCUGGUGUCGGCUUCGAUCACCCUGCCACCUUUCUGUGGCUGGGCCAAAAACGUCCACACUGCCGGUGUGUGCCUCAUUAGCCAAGACUUUGGCUACACCAUCUAUUCCACAGCUGUAGCCUUCUACAUCCCUAUGCUGGUCAUGCUGGUCAUGUACUACAAGAUCUUUAGGGCCGCUCGCAAGAGUGGCGCCAAGCACCGCUUCACUGACCUUGCACGCCGUGAGCGCCUUGAAACAGUGGCUAAUGAAACACUGAGAAUGCAAGGCCUUAAGCCGCCCGGUGUGGCAGAGGAGUGUGCAGCCUUGUCCCGCCUGUUGAAUCGUGAACGCAGAAAUAUCUCCAUCUUCAAGCGGGAGCAGAAAGCAGCAACAACACUGGGGGUGAUCGUGGGGGUCUUUGCUGUGUGCUGGCUGCCAUUUUUCAUCCUGUCCACUGCCAGGCCCUUUAUUUGUGGAGUUGAGUGUAGCUGUGUGCCCAUCUGGCUGGAGCGAACGCUGCUCUGGUUAGGCUACGCCAACUCUCUAAUGAACCCCUUCAUUUACGCCUUCUUCAACCGAGACCUGCGAUCCACUUAUCGUGACCUUCUCCGCUGUCGUUAUCGCAACAUCAACCGCCGACUGUCUGCUGUGGGCGUGCAUGAGGCUCUUAAGGUUUAAAGAACGGUACUUCGGCAGCUUAUACUGACUCCCCAAAACUGGGCUAUGGUGGUCCUGUGCUUGUACACUUGGUGCUUAAACAGCGACGUGUGCACAGCAGUCCUGUAGAUAAGACAAAGACUGACAGAAUGGGAGUCACUGUUGGUGCCUCUAUAGCCCCUCUGCAAAGGCAGGAAGACCGCACGAUCACUUCAGUGUGUGUGUGACUCUGUCAUUCUAUUUUGGGAAAGAAAAUCAUAGAGCGUGUUUGAUGGGCUAUUCCAGUUGACACAUGGCUUUUGUGCAUAUGCCACAAUUCCGUCCAGGUUCUGGAUUUAUGGUAGGAUAAUGUAGUGACAAAGGAAAUGACACGUAAACACAAUCAAUCAUCACAGGGCUUUCAAAUGAAACAGAAAGCAAAUAAAUUUCUGUAUAUGAACAAAAUUGAUGUUUGAUAGGGUAAAACAUCUGCUUUUCACAGUGUCAUUUGCAUCUGAGCACAUCCCAGAUUCAUUUCACACUGAAAGUGGAACUCGUGGAGGUGUUUUGUGCCAGAUUUAAAUUUUAUUUAUACCUCUUAUAGAUGCUGAUGAUUUGAUCCUCUCCCUAUAUUUAAUAGCAGCAACUUAAAUAUUUCACACAAAUGUGGUAAUGCCGAGGGGAUGGAGAUGGGUGGAAAAUGCAUUUAAAAUACAUUCAUGAAAUCUCAGUGUAUUUUGCUAUAAAAAGAAACUGAAAGUAGUUUGUUUUGUCUCUGUAUGAAACAUAUUUGUCUCACAUGCCACUUUGAAUUAUAGGUAUAGUGAAUGACAUCUUGUGUUUCCAUGUUUCACCCACAUGUUAGCACACUCUUGAAUUGAAAAUGAACUCAAUAUUGUCUGUCUAUGUCUAUCUAACUCAUGAUACUGUGGUCUUUUUUAGUUUGCCUUCAUCGGUUUCACUCCACAUUUACACAAACCUGUUGAAUUGUGCAGUCUCAUUUUAACAAUUCAUUUUGUUAAUUGUUAAAUCUUGAAACUGUGUCAUAUCAAUUGAGCUGUGUGUCCUUUUCUACCUCGAUUUUUGAUUUUUGACUGUACAUUUACUCCAAACAGAUGUACCACUGUCUUGCAUCAUUUUGUAAUUAACUGCUAUUUUAUAUUGUGUGAGAUCGAUCUGUCUAUAACUGGACUGUGAUUUGCUCUGUCUGACUACUUUCAGAAAGAAGCUGAGGAAGUGGCAAAGCAUUUCAUCACUUUGUAAAUAAAGAAA
Molecule: messenger RNA, 2763 nt
Organism: Larimichthys crocea (large yellow croaker)
Lineage: Eukaryota; Metazoa; Chordata; Actinopteri; Sciaenidae
Gene: htr7c
Product: 5-hydroxytryptamine (serotonin) receptor 7c
Exons: 2
Coding region: 328-1533 (401 amino acids)
Biological process (GO): smooth muscle contraction; circadian rhythm; chemical synaptic transmission
Cellular component (GO): plasma membrane
Molecular function (GO): G protein-coupled serotonin receptor activity
Source: RefSeq, a predicted model, not a curated record